UUAUUAUUUUUGCAUGAAUCUGUAUCAUGAAAUCUUCAUAGCACUACCAUGACAUCUGUUUCCACAUAAGAGAUUGAUUUGUGCAAGAUGAGGGUGAGAAUAACUGAAAAUAACAAAGUCAGAUUUCAGCUCUUUGCUAGUAAGAAGAACCAAGCUACGACAAUGUGACUCAAAACCCCGGAUAAACUCAACACUGAUGAUCCCAUAACCCAGUCCCUCAGGAGGUACUUGAUUUGCUGUCUGUGAUUCUCAAUCCCCUUCAGACCUUUGCUAAGUUUAAGUUUCUUUUAUUUCAAUAGACCAAGAAGACCUUUCCAAAGCAUAAAAACCAUUUACUUUUAUAAAACUUAUUAUUCUAUUGUCCAAGAUUAAAGAG
Molecule: messenger RNA, 376 nt
Organism: Moneuplotes crassus
Lineage: Eukaryota; Ciliophora; Spirotrichea; Euplotida; Euplotidae
Source: the annotation of a GenBank genome assembly